AAUGUCUACAGAGGGUUUGACUAAUGACUUCGUACGCGAAGAUCCCUGUGCAUUUUCGCACGAAACUGAUCUCCUUGACUUUUUGAACUCCUCGGACACCGAAGCUGACGAGUCUAAAGCGCUUAUCAGCUCACAACCAGAUCCCCAGUCGGAGGCGGAAUCUGCAAAUGAUGACUCACCUGCGAUUACUUUAUCCAUAACCAACGUCGUUGUCAUGGCAAGUAUGCAGUGUCAUCUUCGGUUGAAGGAAAUCGCCCGUUCCAGUGUCGACGUUGAGUAUAAAGCCCUACAGAAUCACGUUAUCAUGCGUCUGCGAUCGCCGUACACGGUUGCAACUAUCUGGUCGAGCGGUAAAAUUUGGUGUACCGGAGCCAAUUCGUGAGUUCAAUGCUGACUGCUUGUUCUUUUCUAUCUUAUAGCAUCUACUCAUAUUCACUACUUGACAAUUCCUCUUAAAGUCCAAUGGCUCAUUUCGGCCUUAGCUCUCAAAAAUAAGGGGAUACCUGUGAGCUGAUUUGUCGCGUUUUUGGCAUCCACGUUUGCCCCAUUGCUCGCACUUCCGACCUCGCCACUGUCUUGUACACUAAAAUGACAUUUCUCUUCAUCACGGGUAUCGCCCGUCCAACUGUGUAAAAUAUGCGAUAUUCUUUUUGCUUUAUGUGACACUCAUUUCAAUCUUCAGUGCACGAAAUCGUAUGUUUUGAUUCCAGCAGCACUUCUUAGUCUCGUAACCAGCCAGUAAAAACCCUUCGUCCUAUGGGAGCUUCCAAUUUCUUAUUAUCUCAGUGAUUUUUGUUUUCGUAGACUGUUCACGUGUGUUCACGGUGAUAUGGUUUUAUUGCCUGCCAUGGUUACUGUAGUUUGGACCUGGGUUACUUAUGCGUUCACCAAUGACAUUCCGGUGAAGGUUUUCUGGCAGUGGGUACUAGAUUAACCACAUGCCCUUCGGAUUACUUCAAUCUGUUGCUAUGUUAGAUCUGCACACGAAUUAAGGAUAACGCAUUUUAUUUUGGGUCCUAGCGGCUCAUUCGGACUACCUGACUGGAUUUUUCUCGAGUUAGCGCUUUUCUACCAAACCGUCCCUUGAACAUUUCAGGACACUCCUCUUAUUUCGACCAACAAUCGUCACAAACAUGGGCGACUGCGUUUUCAACCUUGUGUAAACGCUUCAUCUCUAAUUCUCGCGGGGCGCCUUGACUUCGUAAACUUUCACUUCACCAUCACUGAAAGGAUUUCAUGUACACGUUAUGGCUUGCGGUCGUUUAUGCUAUUCUGAACCGUGCUCACUUUUUGGAGACAUCCUUGAAUCUCUCCGUGUUUCUUACUCUCCGUUAUGAUCAUGCUUUUUCUACCAUUCCCCCUCAUUUCCAGCCUCACCAAGGCGAAGGUUGGAGCUAGACGCAUCGCAAGGCGCAUCGCCAAAUGUGGAUUUCCUUGCAAAUUCAGUAAAUACCGUGUGGUGAACAUAAUGGCAACGUGUCAUCUUCCCUUCCGAGUGAGGUUAGAGGAGCUCGUCAAGGAAAAUCCAUCGUUAAUGAGCUAUGAGCCCGAGCUUUCUCCCGGAUUAACCUUUAAAACGGACCCAAACUCUAGCACUUUGUUGAAACUGUUCUCCACCGGGCGCAUCGUUCUUAUGGGCUCUAGCAUGGAUUCUAUCAGUGCGUUAGUCGAAGCAUUGAUUCCGUUGGCUUCCCUUCAUCAAACCGACGAGCCGUUAUCGGAAUCGGAAGAUGAAGAUGAAAAAAUAGCCAAAGUAGCGACUCGCGAAGAAGCAGCUGUCGCUCGUCAACUGUUACAAUUACCUUCAGAUGGGUUGUUGGAUACCUUCGAUUAUUAUUUGCACGGUGAUUAUGGCGAAAGCGAUGAUAGUGAUGAUGCCUACGGCCUUACCUACAACCAUGGUUAUUCCACAGAUGAUUCAACGGAUAGUGGUGCAUCCAUCGAUAGUGGGGGGAUGAGCACAAAGCCGAGAGUGCGCAGUAAGCGUGGCCGUCCUCGGGGCUUGCGUAUGCAGCGUGAUCCUCUAACCUCGUUCAGUCACCCUCCUCCUGCUCCCAACGCUUCGGUUGAUCCCAAUCAUGCAGUUGAGCACAUUGCUUCUUCGCUUCAUUUUGCCACAUCGAAUUCAAGCUUUCAAAACGCCGUUUACAGUAACACGCAGAAUGUGCCGUCUAAUGUCCAGUGUGCAUCUGCGGAUCCCACAUGGAGUCGGAAAGCUGUCGCUUCCGGUGCCACAAAACGAGCACGUGUCAUAACCUAUUCGGGUACCGAAGAUAUUGAUGAAAAUACUCCAAAUACACGGCCAACUAACUACGUGCCAACACAGACAAGCAAUCAAAGUGUACAAAUACUCCCUUCCACAUCCACCGUUUCACCCAUCGUUGUGUUCACUUCAUCGAGUCUUCCACAAAAUAUUUCCAAUUCUACUGCUCAGCAACCCCAACAGCCUCAGUUCGUAGUUGUCAGUGCCACACAACCGAUGACUCAGUCUGUCACAUCACAAUUAGGAACUCUUCAAUCAUCUGUUCCUACGAACGCAACCUCGGUGCUUCGAUUCGCCUCCGGUCACGUCACUGCCUUCAGUCAGCAAAACGGAAUGACACCUGCAAUGUACCCCGUCCGACUUACCGCGCCCUCAAUGCACCUGACCAGCGUGCAUUCUUCAAUUGGUCCCAAGUACGUCAGCAUGAACCCAGUUGCCCAAAAUGUCUCCGGUGCCACCACUAUUGUCAACGUCACCAAUCCGACCUAUCAGUUCAUUCAACCAAGCACUAUGCUGAUGACGCCCACCUUGUAUGCUGCCCCCACAUCAUCCAUCACCUGUCAACCUUCGCAUCUACAAAUAACCACCAACCCAUCCACGUUUGUUUCCGGAUCCCCGGGGAUGUUUGUCACUCAGUUUCCACACACACUGUCUCCUUUACAUUCGACCAAUCUGCAGUCGUUUUCUAUGGUCCCCACUUCAGUUGUGCACAGUUUUGUGGGACAGCCUCCCACUAAGCUCAGUUGACCGUUGACAUGUGUUUCAACCCGACAUCUUCACAAUCGCUAGUACUCUGCCCAACGUUUACCAUCUUAUUCCUCGUUCUUGCUCUGCGAACAGCUGUCUUGGUGAAGCGCUCCUGCUUUCAUUAGUUGGGAAUCCGUUAGUCUCUUCUGUCCCUCACCACCUCUCUUUCUACAUCAUCUUCUCUAACGUGCAAUCCCUUUGCUCUUCUGCUUUUUACUUUGUUCGUUUACAUUCUUCCUUCCACUGGCGGUCAUUAUCAAAUCGAUUGCCAUUUGUUAAUAAUUUGUGUGCAUUUAAAAUGUCUAUCUACCAAACAAAACAUGUCGUCUUUCUGCUCAAUUAAUGCUUACUUCAUCUCAUUCUCCGUCGACUAAAGCUCCACACCUACCUCUGGGAUAUCUUUCAAACCCAUCCACUUGUUGUGAGACCCAAUAGCAAUACAUUCGAUUGUUUUUCGUGCCCGCGACGCUCCUACUCAUGUUGUAUAUUUGCCCGCAUCACAUCUAUCUUUCGUCCGACCGCACGCGGCGUUGUUGCCUCUGUUUUUCUUUCUCGCAUCGCUUCCCUCUUGUCCUAAUUUUGUAUAGAAUGAUGGUUUUUAUUGUUCUGGUUUCUAGACUUUAACGAGUAAUAUAACACGGGCAACGCAUGCUU
Messenger RNA from Dicrocoelium dendriticum, 3664 nucleotides. The record is from the annotation of a GenBank genome assembly. NCBI's taxonomy places the organism in Eukaryota, Metazoa, Platyhelminthes, Trematoda, Plagiorchiida, Dicrocoeliidae.